This is a messenger RNA of Carlito syrichta (Philippine tarsier), 1834 nucleotides long. RefSeq names its product ring finger protein 207 (gene RNF207). Gene Ontology annotation, cellular component: perinuclear region of cytoplasm. Lineage: Eukaryota; Metazoa; Chordata; Mammalia; Primates; Tarsiidae. The record is from RefSeq and is a predicted model, not a curated record. Gene Ontology annotation, molecular function: transmembrane transporter binding; zinc ion binding; Hsp70 protein binding. Gene Ontology annotation, biological process: regulation of cardiac muscle contraction; regulation of heart looping.
CCCGCCGAUGUCCGGAGCGAUCUUUGCGCCCCUGGAGGGCCCGGGGGCCCUGGACGCCAUGAGCGGCCACCCGCUCGUGUGCCCGCUGUGCCACGCGCAGUACGAGUGCCCGUGCCUGCUGGACUGCUCCCACGACUUCUGCGCUGGCUGCUUGCGUGGCCGCGCCACCGAUGGCCGCCUUACCUGCCCGCUGUGCCAACACCAGACUGUGGUGAAGGGUCCCAGUGGGCUCCCGCCAGUGGACCGGCUGCUACAGUUCCUGGUGAACAGCUCGGGGGACGGCGUGGAGACAGUGUGCUGUGCCAACUGUGACUUGGAGUGCAAACAACAGGGCGUGGAGACCACGUAUUUCUGCAACACGUGCGGGCAGCCCCUGUGUGCGCGCUGCCGCGAGGAGACACACCAGGCACGCGUGUUCGCGCGCCACGACAUUGUGGUCCUGGGCCAGCGCAGUCGCGACGUGCUCCAGAAGUGCACGCGGCACGCCGAGCCCUACCUGUCCUCCGCCGACAAGAAGUCGCUGCUGUGCAUCCGCUGCUUCCGCGACACGCAGGGGCGGGUCGAGGGGCAGAAGGGCCUGGGCCCGCCCUGCCCUCAGGCCGUGAAAGCCCUGCAGGCGGCCAGGCGGGCCAUCGCGCUGCUGCAGGCCAUGGUGGAGGCGGUGCGCAGCGCGGCUGCGGAGGAGGGUGCCAUCCACGCCCUGUUCAGCCGCAUGCAGGACAAGCUGGCGGAGAGGAAGGCACUGCUGCUGCAGGCUGUGCAGAGCCAAUAUGAAGAGAAGGACAAGGCCUUCAAGGAGCAGCUAUCCCACCUGGCCGCCCUGUUGCCCACCCUGCAGGUCCACCUGGUCAUCUGCUCAUCCUUCCUCAGCUUGGCCAACAAGACCGAGUUCCUAGACCUGGGCUAUGAGCUGAUGGAGAGGCUGCAGAGAAUCGUCACGAGGCCGCACCACCUGAGGCUGGCACAGAGCAGCAAGAUCAACAGUGACCACCGCGCCGAAUUCGCACGCUGCCUGGAGCCAUUGCUGUUGUUAGGGCCGCGCCGGGCGGCAGCCCCCAUGGGUGGCACUAACAUGCUGGCCGAGGGCUCAGACCCCAAGGUGCCGAUCGGCCCCCGCUGCCCCUCCCCGGUGGGAAAGAUGUCGGGGUCUACCAAGGUGCUGCUGGCCAAGGGUGAGGACACGCCCUUCACAGAGCACUGCCGCCACUAUGAGGACACCUACCGGCACCUGCAGGUGGAGACCCAGAGUCUGAAGGACCAGGUACAGGAGCUGCACCGGGACCUCACCAAGCACCACUCGCUCCUCAAGGCCGAGAUCAUGGGUGACAUCCUGCGCCGGUCCUUGCAGCUGGACGCGCGCAUAGCCUCGGAGCACGCUUCCAUGGAGGGCAUGCGCGUGGUCUUCGAGGAGAUCUGGGAGGAAUCCUAUCAGCGCGUGGCCAAUGAGCAGGAGAUUUAUGAAGCCCAGCUCCACGACCUUCUGCAGCUGAGGAAGGAGAAUGCCUACCUGGCCACCAUCACCAGGCAGAUCACGCCCUACGUCCGCUCCCUUGCCAAGGUGAAGGAGCGGCUGGAGCCCAGGUUUCAGGUGCCCGGGGAGGAGCAGUCAGAGAAUCCGCCAAACAUGUAUGAUGACAGCAGGAGAAGUGAGACCCUGGCCAGGAAUGACGCAGCAAGUGGCCUGGAAAAGAGAGAGAGGAUGCCAGAGCCUAAGGGAAGCAGCUGGACUCCGAGCAGCCCCUCAGAAGAGCUUCCACUGAGAAACAAGGAUCACCACAGGCCCAAACAGACAAAUGGGGGUGAUAUCCCCACACAGAGGGAACACCCAGCUUAG